Molecule: messenger RNA, 1157 nt
Organism: Gamsiella multidivaricata
Lineage: Eukaryota; Fungi; Mortierellomycota; Mortierellomycetes; Mortierellales; Mortierellaceae
Exons: 3
Coding region: 309-1004 (231 amino acids)
Source: RefSeq, a predicted model, not a curated record
GUUCGUUUCAUGAAUUGACAUUAUUGACAUUGGAAAAGAGGACAAGCGCCAACGCUGGCUGAUUCGAGCUGUGGCUGAUGGGUGUGUGAUGCGAUAUGCUGCUGCGGCUGCCGAAGGAGAGACCUCGAGACGCUUUUUCCAAAUGCAUACUAUCCGUGGAGAAACAGCAGAAACAUGAACGUCCUUCUCAGGGGAACAAAGAAGAGCACGUUGACCAUGCGCGAUGCAUGAACCACAGAAAUAAAAAGAGCUCACCUUUUAUUUUACUACAGUAGACUACUAGUCUACGUGCAUACGCGAGUGAGGAUAUGGACGCCUGCCUUCUACACACAGGGCAAACAAAACGGAAGAAAGAUAAUACCGCGGCAAAAUCUUUCAUUCUCUCUUUCUUUCUCUCACUUUCCCUCCCUCCUCAUACUUUUUUCUCCCCGCCAUUCUUUCCUCCCCCCUCCCUCCAACCGCCCAGCCCAACAAACACCAACACCAUGUCCACCCCUGUACAGCGCGACGAAGAAUCCCGCGGCCUCUUGCACGGCCAACAGGUUUCUCACACUGAAGCCAACGACACCUUCUACGGCCGCACCUUUGGCCAUGUCAACACCCACCGCAAGCGUUACUUUGCACUCUGGCUCCUCGCCGCCACCGUCGCGAUUUCCACGGUCCUGGGCCUGCAUUACUAUCAUAAGCAGAAACACGAGGGCGGACACCAUGAUGAUCCUGAGGGCGAGUCGAAUUUGAUUGCAGGCCUCUUGACGGGUGUCGUCGCGGCUGCGAGACCAAAGGCCCCCGUCUGUGAGUCGGAUCGGUCCUAUCCGAUUGCCAUCCUGUUGUCGAUUUUCUUUGGAUAUAUCGCAGUUGACCGCUUCUACCUCGGCUACAUUGUCUCGUCCCUCAUCAAGCUCGUUACUGCCGGUGGUUUCGGUAUCUGGUACAUCAUCGACAUUAUCCUCAUCAUCAUCGGAGGCCUUCCCGACCACAACGGAUGCCGUCUCACCGCUCCUUAAAACGGACACUGCAAGCAGUCAUCAAUAUUCAUCAUUCGCGUGCACAACAAAGACCAGGAGGGGCGAGAGACAGAUGGAGAUCAGUCGUGUCUUGCGGCUGUUGUAUUUCCCCUCUUCCAGCUCAUUGUAAAUAAAUCAUCAUAUGCACAAAGA